Molecule: messenger RNA, 501 nt
Organism: Aspergillus pseudonomiae
Lineage: Eukaryota; Fungi; Ascomycota; Eurotiomycetes; Eurotiales; Aspergillaceae
Exons: 2
Coding region: 1-501 (166 amino acids)
Source: RefSeq, a predicted model, not a curated record
AUGGCCAAGAAGCCGAAGAUCGAUACCCCCAGAACGGAAACAAACAAUCUUGCGGCGAAAGACGAGCAGACUGUGACCGCAAUGUUUAUUGCUCUAGUCAGGGAGUUAAGUGCGUUAGCGACCCAGACACCUCACACCUGGACCAUUGAAAGAAUUAAUUUCCGAGCUACUUUCAAGUUAAAACAGCACAUGACUGCGGAAGUUGAUGGUGCAUUUUGGGAUCGUGAUACCCGGCUUACUAAAAGCAUCUUUGAGGCGAAGCGGAAACAAAGGGCUGAUAUUUUCGAUACUGUUCGGAUGCAGGAAGGUGCAGAGCUCGCUGCUUGGUACGCGGUGGCUGAUUACAAUAGCUUGCCUGGUCUGAACGGGCGCCGGAUCCUUUUUUCACUGAAUUGGAAGGAAGCUUGGGUCACCUUCGCAACCCCUGGUAGCAAAUACCGGGAGUACCUAUCAAACGGAAGUUUCGAAAAGGGCCGUCCCGAGUACUAUCUAAAGCUAUAA